Messenger RNA from Phragmites australis (common reed), 2631 nucleotides. RefSeq names its product O-fucosyltransferase 8-like. The transcript is spliced from 10 exons. The coding region runs from base 457 to 2286 and encodes 609 amino acids. The record is from RefSeq and is a predicted model, not a curated record. NCBI's taxonomy places the organism in Eukaryota, Viridiplantae, Streptophyta, Magnoliopsida, Poales, Poaceae.
GUGAUCUCUCUCCCACACCAGCUCGCCGAUUUUCUAGUCCUCCCUCCCGUCCCGGCACGAAAGCCCCAUUUCCGGUUCCUUUAUCGCGCCAAGGCAGCAGAGCACCGCCCGCCAGCAGCAGCACCCGGUGGUGGUUACACCGAUCGAGACGGGAUGGAAGCUGCGGCAUCUCAGCUCCGCCUCGUUUGACCUGCUACCAUUCUAUAAUCGAAGCCGAAGAAGCUCCCACGCAGAUCGCCCGGCGGCCACGUUGCCCGUGAACUGGUCAAGUACGGGAGGGCGGAAAAAAAAAGUGGAGGGAAUCGUUCAACAGCUAGCUGCGCAGCGCACGUACCAGAUGGGGCUGUUUGCCUGCCGUGUUGCUUGAGUUGAGGUUGCCCUCAACGCCAAGCUAGGCAGCUUGUUCUUCCUUCCUGCUGCCUCCUGUGGCUACGUUGCCGUGAUCGAGCUACGGAAAUGGAGGGUGUUUCUUGCGGUGGCGUCGGGCAGAUGGGUUGCACUUCUUCGGCGGCGGCAGCGGCAGGGCAGGGCCGGGGCGGGGAGGUGGGGAGGGUCGGCGCGACUAACAUCGGGAGGCUGCGGUGCGCGCGGCAGCAGGGGAAGGCGGCCGUGAGGGGCGUGGGCGUCACGUCCUGGCACCUCAGGGUGUUCGCGGCCGUCGUCGGGGUCAUGGGCUGCGUCUUGCUCGCCGCCUCCCUCGUCAUGUCCGCGGUGCACCAGGUGCAGUUCAGGAACAGCACCAUCUCCAGGAACUUCAGGGGGCUUCAGGAGCUUAAGCAAAACAUUAUAAGGAAGGAACAAGCAGAGCAGAUAAUGCAUGGAAGACUUCUUCAUAUGGCAACAUCAGCUGUCACAAAGAACUUCUCUGAAUCUGAAGAUUUCACGCUAUGGGAAGAGCCCUACAAACAAGCGAGAAAAUGGAAGACGUGUGCUGCUAAGCACAGUUUGGCAGAUGAGGAGCCUGACGAGAACAACAAUGGGUUCAUACUGGUCAGCGCAAAUGGCGGUCUGAACCAACAGCGUGUGGCUGUGUGCAAUGCUGUUGUCGUUGCUGCUCUGCUUAAUGCUACACUAGUUCUUCCUCGGUUUCUUUACAGCAGCGUGUGGAAGGACACAAGUCAGUUCGGCGACAUCUAUCAGGAAGACUACUUCGUGAACUACAUGAAGGGUGAUGUGCGUAUUGUGAAAGAUUUACCACCACAGCUUCAGUCACUAGAUCUUGAAGCAAUUGGCAGCCAGAUCACUGAUAUGGACAUCUCGAAAGAGGCUGAACCGUCUGAAUUUGCCAAAUCUGUACUUCCCAUUCUUCAGCAAAAUGGCGUCGUUCAUUUCCUCGGAUUCGGAAACCGGCUUGGGUUCGACUCAGUUCCUGUCCAUCUGCAGAGGCUGAGAUGCAGAUGCAACUUCCACGCUCUCAAGUUCGUCCCUCAACUCCAAAAAGCCGGCUCCCUGCUGAUCCAGCGUCUGCGCAGAGUGGGCGCGAUGCAGACGGAGAUGGACAAGCAGCUGUUCGGGAACAACAUGGCGGGCCAAGCCUUCGCUGAGAGCCAAACCGCCGGCGCGCCGAACAGGUACCUCGCCCUGCACAUGAGGUUCGAGGAGGACAUGGUCGCCUACUCCCUCUGCGACUUCGGCGGGGGAGAGGAGGAGAGGAGGGAGCUGCAGGCGUACAGGGAGACCCACUUCCCCGCCCUCGCGAUGCGCCUCCGGAACACCUCGGUGUCGCCGGAGGAGCAGCGCAGCCUGGGGAGGUGCCCGCUGACUCCGGAGGAAGCGGGCCUCGUCCUCUCCGCGCUCGGCUACGACCGCCGAACGUUCAUCUACGUCGCCGGAUCGCGGAUAUACGGCGGCGCUCCACGGCUGCGCCCCUUGACGCGGCUGUACCCAAAUCUGGUCACCAAAGAGGACAUCCUCACCGCCAAAGAGCUCGCGCCAUUCAAGAACUUCUCUUCACGGCUUGCAGCGUUGGACUUCAUCGCCAGCGCCUCGGCGGACGUGUUCUCUGUGACGGACUCCGGCAGCCAGCUCUCGUCGCUCGUGUCGGGAUACCGCAUCUACCACGGCAGGGGCCGCGCACCGACGCUGCACCCGAACCGGAAGCGGUACGCGCAGAUCCUGUCCGAGGAAGGAAGCAUCGAGUGGAGCGCGUUCCAGAGGAGGGUGAGGCAGAUGACGGCAGAGUACAAGCGAGUAAGCCCGCGGCCGAGGGGCCGGAGCGUGUACCGGCAGCCGAGGACGCCCGGGUGCAUGUGCAGGGCCGGCGGCGACGGCAGCGUCGACUUCUGAUCCUCAAGGUUGCAGCGUCUGUUGGGAUCAUACGGUUGUUCUGUUCCAUUAUUUUGUAGUUUUGUGCAUAUCUUGCCUGUAAAUUUUGGAUUCUUUCAGUAGCUCUAGGACAUAUGGUAGGAAAGGUGAUACCUUUUUUUAGUCCUACAAAUCUACAAUACGACUGUAACACAGAGCUUUACAAAGACGAGUUGUACAAAAGUUUGAUACAUUCCGGUGAAUUUAGUCAGUUUUCCUCAAAAGUACUUUUCCACAUCAUUGUAUUUUUAGGUAAAGUACAAUAUGCUAGCGUUUUUUGUACUUGUUUGAGCGUGUCACUUAUGACUAUGAGCUCUAAAAAUAUAG